Molecule: messenger RNA, 1590 nt
Organism: Vicia villosa (hairy vetch)
Lineage: Eukaryota; Viridiplantae; Streptophyta; Magnoliopsida; Fabales; Fabaceae
Exons: 2
Coding region: 156-1364 (402 amino acids)
Molecular function (GO): protein binding
Source: RefSeq, a predicted model, not a curated record
AUUUCUGAAAUAAAAAAGAAAGGAAUUAAAAAACCAACAAAAGGGUUAAAAAAUCAAAGACGCGGGAGAACGUGUGAGAGGUAGCGGCGGCAGCGGUGGCGAGGAAAGGAGGGGCUUCUAUUUCUUCAUCUUUAGUGAUUUGAAGCAGAAUAAUAAUGAAUAGAUUUGAAUCCCUGGAGAACUGUAGUUUUUCUGAUUCACAUGAUCAUGCCAACAAGAAUAUGAAACAAAACUCGAACAGUUGUGAAGUGAUUUCGAAGCUGCUUCUCCCUCAAGACUUGAUGUUUCAUAUUUUUACUUUGGUUCCUCCUCACUAUCUCUUUAACUCUGCAAGAUAUGUUUGCAAACCUUGGGAUGCUGCUAUUGCCAGCUCCCGUUUUGCUGAACUGUGCGAACGCUUCCAUGUACGUUCUAAACCUGGUCUUUACAUUGAAAAUCGCAACUCGCACACUAGUUCUUAUUUCUUGGAAUUUAAAGAUGAUGUGAAUGGCCAAUUUGAAAGAACUGAUUUGGGAACACCUCAAAAAAUGGGAUAUUUAAUCGGUACUUGUGAUGGCAUAUUGUUGAUUUCGAGUAUGGCUAGACAUAUUGUUGUUGUGAACCCCAUUCUCAAAUGCUGGCUUAAAAUUCCCCGUUUUCCCAUCUCACAGCAUCAUAUAGUAGUUGGGUGUCAAUGUACUAUAACACGUGUACCUCGCACUGCCAAAUUCAAGCUUUUCUUUGCACAUGUCCUUGAGGUUUCGGGCGUUUCUUGGUAUGUUUUCUAUGUGCUAAGAAUUGGAAUAGAUAAUUCAUGGAAAGAGAUAGAUAGAAAAGAAGCUCCACUUCAUUGGUGUUUUUCAGGGAAACCACUUUAUAGUGGAGGUAAUGAUCUUUACUGGAUAACAAACAAUGAAGUGAUUGUGAUGGAUGUUGACAGAGAAAUUGUUGUACGAGAAUAUCCACUUCCUCCUAGAAUGAUGUUGGGUUCUAGUCCGUUUGAGAUACUUUUAUGGAUGGGAGGUCGUCUUUCUUGCAUUGCGUAUAAUUAUUCUUAUAGCAAAUAUCAAAUCUACAUUUUGGAUUUUGAUUCUAGAAAAUGGUCUCUUUAUCAUGAGAUGGGACCUUUUGAUUACAUGGCUGCUUGUGGUCAUAAUCUUAAUACUGCAGCGGUAUUUCGAUUGUGGAUCAACAAUCAAAUUAUCUUUCGAGUACAACUACUACCUCAAAAUCAAAAUCAAAUUGGAAACGGCCUUAUAUACAUGCAUUUCAGUUACAAUGUGGAGACCAAACAAUUGACAAAGAUCGAGGACAUUGAGGUGGGGGAUUUUGCAGUAUGGCUUCACACUAACAGUCUAGCUUCUUUGCCAACUACUCUGGCAUAACUAAGUUUCUCUUAGCUGAAAAGCAAGUCUUUAUGUUUUGAUUUAGAUUUGAAAACACUUGAUAGUGUUUGCUUAGUUAGUUUGACUUUUAUUAUUGUCAUUGUUGAUGUGAUGCUUAGAAAUGGGAUUAUGCUUUCUGACCCUCAUUUUCUCUACCAUUUUUCCUUUGUAUUCUAUCCCUUUUGUGGUGCUUAAUUAAGGGCUUAAAUAUAUUUGCUGGGUGUUA